This is a messenger RNA of Didymodactylos carnosus, 585 nucleotides long. NCBI's taxonomy places the organism in Eukaryota, Metazoa, Rotifera, Eurotatoria, Philodinida, Philodinidae. The record is from the annotation of a GenBank genome assembly.
AUGAAAAUACCAGUUAUACUAGUGGAAGAUGGUGUGAGUUAUGAAAGAUCAGCUAUAGAAGCAUGGUUAACCCAUCACAAUACAUCACCGAUGACCAAUAUGACAUUAAAAGAUAAAACAUUCGUUCUAAAUCGCAAUUUAAAAAACUCUAUCGACUAUUUCGUCGAACAACAUGAAAAAAGUAAAUAUACUAAAGAUGUGUCACAUACAAUUUCAAUCGGAAACGGGGCAUCCCCAGACAGUCUUCGAAAACAUCAUCAACAAUUAAAAAUCACCAUUACACUACUGGGUGACUCGGGAGUUGGUAAAUCAAGUAUUAUACAGCAUUUAAGAUUUGGUAACAAAUUAUCGAUAUUAAAUCAUUCUUCGACAAUUGGAGUGGACACUUGUAUAGUGCAUUUGAAAGAAUUAUUUGAAAAUCGAUAUGCUGUUGAUAUACAUGUAUUAGACAUUCCCGGUCAAACACGCUUCGAAGCUGUUUGGAUGCAUUAUUUUCGUGUUUGUCAUGGAGCAUUUUUAGUUGCUAAUGUAACAUGUUUUGAAUCGCUGGAAAGCAGAUCAUCCAUAGAAGGUGUCCGAUCUUAG